AAUGGCAUCUUUGGACUUUGAUCAGAAAUUCCUGGGUCGGAUAGCCAAACAAACACAAGACAGCAACCCACUCCUGUCCAGUUCCCUCUACCAGAUUCUCGGUCUUUCCGUUUUGCUUGCCCGAAGACUUGUGAGGGCACGAAAACUUCGCAAACUAGACACGAGUCGCGAUACUCCCUCUCUCGGCCUUUAUCAGCAUAUCCUUUGGCUUUCUCGCGAAGGCCUGUCCAUUUUAGAACUGUAUGUUCUUCCUUACGCGCAGGAUGACCAACAUGGUCCCGAAUGCAGGGUACUUAGUGUCAAACUUCGAGCGAGUUUCUAUCACAUCUUUUGUCUGUUCCACAACCAACCACCCGUAACCGCGUCCAACAUGACGACUAAUGAUCCUCGAACGCUGGCUGUGCCAGUAGCUUCUUACGGCGAGCGAAACGGAAAUGGACAACAUUGGGCAUCUGACUCUGCCAAUCUUUCGCCGCCAUCGAAACGCGCUGGGAAACAGCCUAUGCUGCGCGAACCCAUCGAUUCGAUUGUCUCAGAGACCUCUUUCGUCACAAACCCGUACGCCGCUGGAGGUCCAGUCGGGACUCCGUCACCAGGACCACUCAACGCUCCCCCGGGACUCAAUCCUGUGCCUAUACCACAACCCUCCUCCUUCAUUCUGCCACCACUCAACUUCGUUCCGUUGGCUGGUGGGUACUUCACUACUGCGACUGCAUAUGCCACGUCAUUUCUUCCUGGAUCACAUCCAUUGAGGCUUUCGGUAGCGCUGGAACACAGCGCAUUCCUAUGGGAUUGUAUUCACGACCAUGAAGGUUCGAGACGAGUAGCUCGAAGAGCUAUCAAAGAUGUAUACCGAGCACAGGAAGCUAUGGAUGACAACGAGUUUGAGGAUGCCGCAGAGCUGGUUGGGAUUUUGGGAAGGAUGAUGAAGCGUAAGAGCUUUGAAAGCACCCCUCGUGUGGGCGGUUCAACAAGUCCAGAGGCAGCAGCCCCCACAGCACCCACUGGUGCGCCUGCCGUGGGAGGACAGAGAUCCGAGCAACCGAGAACUGCACCUAUCCAAGAACAAACAACUCCUCCAUCUCGUCGACGUAAAGGCGAAGGCUCGCCCAUGAACUAUUCACCUAGCAAGGGACAUUCAAGAGAUCCUAUCCGCAGUCGCUCCAAUUCUGGAACCAAGCCAAAGCCCGUGUACGAUGAUAGCGUCAAGAACACUCCAAAGUCAAACACAUACCAAUCUACACGAGGGGGGAGUCAGGAUAACACCCCACGUGCACGCCAUAUCAGUAUGGAGAGUGGUGCUAGCACAACGCCUCGGGCACCACAAGGAGGCCGAUCGCCGGCGACUCCAUCAACGGUGCGAAGUGCUUCCCAUCAAUACCAUGGCAGUGGAGGCUCGGUCAAAGGCACACCGGUCAUAGGGAACUCGACGCCGAUAGCAGCCAGCCCUGCCGCAGCGCUAGCCUCCAAUGCUAUGCGUACGUCCUCGCCGACCCUACGUCGCUCACCCCCACUACGCUUGUCGCCGAAGCAGGAUAUGGUUGACAAUAGAAACAACAACGUAUACAGGCGACAGCCACGAUGA
This is a messenger RNA of Periconia digitata, 1585 nucleotides long. The record is from the annotation of a GenBank genome assembly. Lineage: Eukaryota; Fungi; Ascomycota; Dothideomycetes; Pleosporales; Periconiaceae.